Messenger RNA from Symbiodinium necroappetens, 2904 nucleotides. The record is from the annotation of a GenBank genome assembly. NCBI's taxonomy places the organism in Eukaryota, Dinophyceae, Suessiales, Symbiodiniaceae.
AUGAUCUUGAAGUUCGCAGAUGUGCUCAGCACAGCAGAGUUUCAGAUGAGAAAAGCUGCCGAAGAACUGCGGGCUUGGGUUACAGAGGCACGUGAACAGAUGCCUCCACUGGAAGUCCGUCAUUGUGCUUUCUUCCCCCGGCACCGAAGUCUGCAUUCCACGGAGCCCUUGCUGCCAUUGCAGGCAUCAGAUACAGCCGAAGACCUCAACGACGCUCCCAAGCAAACCGUGGGUCUGGAGCCCGCCAUGUCCACUCUGAGAAUCAGCAAGACCAAGUUUUCAGUGCCAAAGGCUAAGGCAACAGCAAAAAGGAAACGCGAGGAGGAGGCCAGGACUGCUCAGGCCGAAACGGAGGCCAGCUUCAAGUCCACAAUGGUGGGUUUUUUGAUGAAAGAGCAGGACUUUGACUUGGCCCAGGCAUCUCAAGUUGCCAGUGUGGCAUGGCAGAGGAAGCUCGCGACCGAGAAAAAGCCCAAGCCUAAGGCGAAGCGACCUUCGGCUCCGGAGGCUGACCAGGGCAGCGACCAUGAGCCCGUGGACAAGGAGCCGACCCUCACCGACUACCUGGAGUUCAAGAUGUAUUUCUUGGAGGUCGAACCCGAGGUCCCCGCUCGUCGUCCGUCCACCCCGAAGAAGCCGAAGCCUUCCGGCGGGGUUUGUGCAGCAGAGUUCUUUGCGGGCAGUGCAAGAUUGUCUUCGGCUUUGACAGCAGUUGGAGUGCCAUGCGAAAGCUUCGACUUGAAACUGUCUACGCAGCACGACUUUAGCAACGCGGGGAAGGUGAGGUCCAUGUUGCAGAAAGUCGUCGGUAGCAGCAUUUCCUAUGCACACUUUGCCCCUCCAUGCAAUUCCUACAGCAUUGCCCGUUGGCCGAAGCUGAGGUCCAAGGACUACCCGGAAGGACUACCAGCCUCGAAGUCCAAGAAGCCGAAAAGCCGUCAUCAGCAAGCAGAGCUUUGCCUGGCCAACCGCAUUGUGAACAACACGGCUGACAUGAUGGACGACCUGAUGGCCCGUGGAGUCCCAUGCAGCCUCGAGAACCCGAACAGUUCUUUGCCCCUGGGCCAGGCUGUGGCGAAUGCCAUCUAUCAGGUAUACUCCCAAAGCCCUGUGAUGAGACCCAGCGAGCUUCGGUCUUGGUAUGGCUGCGAAUACAAGAAACGAACCGUCAUGCUGGUUAACACGAGCAUCCUCGACCCGCUGGAGAAGAGGAGAAAAUCCUCCGGAACCCUCGAGACACCGCCUGAUGUGUCAAAGGCUUUUGUGCUGUUCCCCGGGAUCCAACGCGCGAUCGAGACCUUCGAAAGCUGGUGGCGCGAGCAUCAGGAUGUGGAGGGCAUUAUGAAGGCCCUCUGGCCCGACCCCGAUUCCCAGCAGGCAUGGGUCAUGAAGCUGGACCAGCUCUUCCCUCCCGAAGACGGUGUGCAGUAUCUCCAAGCCGAGUGGGGAGAUCAUGGGCUCAAGAACUUGAGACCGUGGCACUGGGGAUGGACCAAAGCUUGUGGCAACAAGGGCACAGUCACCAAGGAGAACUUCUUGUACUUGCUUCAAUCUGUGAUGGCAAAAGGAUUGGUCACAGACACCUUGGAGGCAGGCAUUGAGCUUCCCCUCAUCAUGCCUGCACGACCUACCUUCCACGACGACCUUUGCAGCACGGUGACUGUGAAGGAAUUGGCCCCGGCAUUCUCCGUGCAUGAGAUCAAAGGAUGGACCCGGGUGACGGCAAUGUACAUUGCAGUUGCUGCCGCUGAGACAGCCGGCAUCUUGGACGACUACGUUGCCUUCCUGAAGGCAACCGGGAAGCUACACAACUUUCAGACGCAGGUUGCGAACUACAUGAACAUCCCCGAGGGCAAGGAUGAGAUCGACAUCAACCGCGAUGUCACUUUGGUGUCGGUGCUGAGUAGAUCGAAGCCGAAUUGCUUUACCUAUGUGCACCAGAUCGACAAGCGGGUGCAACUCUUCGAUUAUGACCCGAGACAGCAGCUGAACGCUUUCAAAGAAGCUGCUGCGCAAUUCAACUUGUCACGAGGAGAGUCCGAUGCGGUGGAGAACUUGCUCCUACACAUUUCCCCGGCGAGCCGCGAGAUGCUAACUAAAAUGUCGUCUACAUUUGGCAUGGUGAGAGGCCCGAUCAGCCACUCGGGCAUCGCUUCCAGAGCACUGCGAAACAACUUUCACCGUGAGUCGGGCAUCGCCUUCUACGAAGACAAGCUGGGCAACGCUGAGGGGACUGUGGAACUCAUACUGUCCCGGGUGUACAAGGACUAUAUCAACACGGCAGUUGGACUGCGAACGUCUGCUAGCGAUGAAAAGGUUCAGCAGCUGCAGAAAAUCUGCCGCAUGUUCCAGUUGUUCUUGGAGCAAUUGGCAACAAGGCUUUCGGAAGAGGUCUUCAGCGCCGAGCGCCCCAACCUCGUGGAGUGCUUCAUGUCCUGUAGCUUCGACGAUGAGCUGCUUGAACAAGCAGAAAAACUCCCUGUCCCUCUCGACUGCGCCGCCCUCGCGGAGUUCCGGCACUUGACGCAACGGGCGGCGAACCAGCUCAGGAACGAGGAGCUCAGGAAGAAGAAAGAGCUUCAAACACAGGUCGACAAGGCCUCGAUUCAGAGCCUCACGGAGCAAAUGACGCAGGACGUCGAGGCCUUGAAGACCUAUGACAAAAGUCUGGCCGAAGCGAAAGAGCUGUGGGGUGGUUAUGGUGCAAUCAUACAAAAGGAAUCGUCGGAACAAAGGCUUGGCAAGAGUCGAGGACAUCAUGAACACACGCCUGAGUGUGCAGGUUUUGGAGGUGGGCCCAAAUGGUGGGUUCAAGUCCAUCCCCAAGCACUAUGGACUCUUCAAGAAUGGUGCGGCCAAGGACAUGGACCUGAAGGACAUCGUCGAUGCCGACACGAAGAUUGA